Molecule: messenger RNA, 1403 nt
Organism: Psammomys obesus (fat sand rat)
Lineage: Eukaryota; Metazoa; Chordata; Mammalia; Rodentia; Muridae
Gene: Arv1
Product: ARV1 homolog, fatty acid homeostasis modulator
Exons: 6
Coding region: 363-1067 (234 amino acids)
Biological process (GO): regulation of plasma membrane sterol distribution; sterol metabolic process; intracellular sterol transport
Cellular component (GO): cortical endoplasmic reticulum; Golgi apparatus
Source: RefSeq, a predicted model, not a curated record
GGCGGGGCGGGCCGGGGCGCGGCUAAGAAGGCGGACCCGAACGCUUUGUCGUCCGGGGCGCGAGUCCUUGAGCACGUAGGGGAGGAGUGGUCAUUUUGAUGGUGAGAAAGAGAAACAAGAGGCAGGCCACUGAUGUCCCAAGACUUAUGACACCCGGGAGUGCUGGCGCAUUGCUGUGACUCCAGCACUUUACUCGCACGCCAGGCAGGAAGAUCACGAAUUGGAUGCCAGCCUUGGUUACCUAAAGAGAGAGGGAGAGACCCUGCCUCAAACGAAUAAUGAGUGAUGGGAAGAGAUGUCAUUCACUUAGGAAAUAGUCAUUGUGGCAAGAAGCCUGUCAUUCUCGUGUUGAGCCUGAGGAGAUGGAAGCAAUGUUUGAGAUCCGGCACUGUAGAGAUUUCUUAGAAGAAAACUGCCUUCUCAGGAAAUCCUGCCAGAAACCAGUAGACAAAUAUAUUGAGUAUGAUCCUGUUAUUAUCUUGAUUAAUGCCAUUUUAUGCAAAGCUCAGGCCUAUAGGCAUAUUCUUUUCAACACUAAACUAAAUAUCCAUGGGAAACUCUGCAUGUUUUGUUUGCUUUGUGAAGCAUACCUGAGGUGGUGGCAGCUGCAGGACUCCAGCCAGAGCAUAGCCCCCGAUGACUUGAUCCGGUACGCCAAGGAGUGGGACUUCUACAGGAUGUUCGUGGUUGCUUCUUUCGAACAAGCUGCCUUUUUUACUGGCAUUUUUGCGUUCCUGUGGGUAGAGCAACCCAUGACCGCAAAGAGAGCACCCGACCUUGUCCUGCUGCUGAAGGCGCUGCUGCUGUCCAGCUAUGGGAAGCUCCUGCUGAUCCCAGCCGUCAUAUGGGAGCACGACUACACCCCGCUGUGCCUCAGGCUCAUUAAAGUCUUCGUCCUGACGUCCAACUUCCAGGCCAUCCGAGUGACCCUGAACACCAACCGCAGGCUGUCUCUGUUGGCCGUGCUGAGCGGCUUGUUGCUGGAGAGCAUCAUGGUCUACUUCUUCCAGAGAAUGGAGUGGGAUGUGGGCAGUGACUGUGCAGUCUACAAGUCUCAGGACUUCUGAAGCUUUAUUCUGCACUCUCUAUGGCGGGACUGUCUACCUCAAAAGAGAAGGCGCAGAGCGACCAAGGUUCCCGCUUUCUGUGAGUGAAGUCAGGGCUGCAAUUCCUGAGCAUACCCAGACACCCAAGGAAGAUCUGAACCAGCCAGACACAAGGCAAGGAGCACUACAAUCACACCCAGACAGGCACUGUGGUCCCAGGAAUGAAAGGGUUCACGUUGGCCUGUCUUAUGUCCUUUAAGUCUAAGUGUUACAUUGCUGGUUUUAAACCGUGUUUUGUGUUUUGCUGAGAGAAACACUUUUAAGUAGUCUUUCAGAAUAAAUCAAGUUUUUUAUACA